CACAAGUUCGUCACCCAAUUUUAUGCAAAGAUAACCCCCGCAUUUGCCAUCCAAAGCCGGAGACGCAAUCGCAAAAUUCUCAACAAUCCAACUCAGAGUUCAGAUAAACUCUUUGGAUGGCGUCGACUAUGAGCACUUACGGUUCUGGCGUCUUCCAAAAUGUUUCAAUGGCUGUGGGGCUGAGGCUCAAGCGAAGCCCUGGUGUUGCUGUUGGUGUUGCUACCACUAAUGCAAGGCCUAGGCGCUCAGCGGCUGUGGUGGUCAGGGCAGAGGGUCAAACCAUAAACCCGGAAAUAAGGAAGACAGAAGAGAAGGUGGUUGACUCUGUUGUGGUCACUGAGCUUGCCAAGCCGGUUACUGCUUAUUGCAGAUGUUGGAGGUCAGGAACUUUCCCCCUUUGCGAUGGAAGCCAUGUAAAGCACAACAAGGCUACAGGGGACAAUGUUGGGCCUUUGCUCUUGAAGAAGCAGUAGCAAUUUAUAAUUGGUUUUUCUAUCAUGGUUUUGGUUUCUCAUGUUAAUUUUGAUUACUGAAAUGUUUACUAAAGUUUUCAUCUGGAGAACGAUGUUUGUGUUGCUUGUCUUUUGAUUGGGUUGAGCUCUCUGCUUUCAUAUUGCUUAGUGUUUCCUCAAUUAUGUUUUCAUACACCAUCAAAUGCAAGCAAUAUUGCUGCUCUUUAAACCUUAGACGGCCAGACAUGUAACAAUAUAAGAAGAAACGGUAGAUGUUAUGAUGUCAAAGGAGUACAUUAAGACUCUGAGAGUGGGAAUCCUUUUUUGUUUUUACGAAUGAUUUAUUGUGAAAGGGAUGAUUUGAAUUUUGCAGUUAAUUACCUACUGUGACAUCUUGACUCUAAUAACUGGAACAAAAAGAAUCAAUAAGCCAUGGCUCCUAGUUAAUCUUUAAGUGAUGCCAAGAUGUAUGCCUUAGUUAUUGAUUUUGGUUCUUUUU
Molecule: messenger RNA, 951 nt
Organism: Durio zibethinus
Lineage: Eukaryota; Viridiplantae; Streptophyta; Magnoliopsida; Malvales; Malvaceae
Product: CDGSH iron-sulfur domain-containing protein NEET-like
Biological process (GO): regulation of autophagy
Cellular component (GO): mitochondrial outer membrane; intracellular membrane-bounded organelle
Molecular function (GO): 2 iron, 2 sulfur cluster binding
Source: RefSeq, a predicted model, not a curated record